Messenger RNA from Alosa sapidissima (American shad), 911 nucleotides. It is a transcript of the gene commd9, whose product is annotated as COMM domain containing 9. The transcript is spliced from 6 exons. The record is from RefSeq and is a predicted model, not a curated record. Lineage: Eukaryota; Metazoa; Chordata; Actinopteri; Clupeiformes; Clupeidae. Bases 46 to 639 code for a protein of 197 amino acids.
UGUCCCUGCCCUCACUCACCUAUCACAUGACAUGCACAAUCCAAGAUGGCUACACUGACAGAGGAACACUUCUCUGCUUUGCAACUUUUGUUGAAGGCUCCGUCUAAAGAUGCUGUGCGGCAGAUGUGUGCUGACAGUUUCUCGUCCGGAGCUCCUGAAUCACGGCGACUGGCAGAAAGUACAGCUGGAACGCUGUCCGUGUCAUCAACUGAGGCCAAACAGCUUCUCGCAGCUCUCCACACGCUCGAGCAUUACGUCGUGUUUCACAACCUGGCUUCACCCGAACAGAUCCUGGCUGUCUUCCCAGACACCUUCCAUUCCAGUCUAAAGAACUUAAUUACAAAGAUUCUGUUGGAACACAGCUCAACGUGGACAAAUGAAGUUCUUGCCAACCAAAUUUCACUUCCCAAGCUUGUGGAGAUGGACUGGAGGGUGGACAUGAAGACUGCCUCAGACUCAGUCAGUCGCAUGGCAGUGCCCACUUGUCUGGUAAACAUGAAGGUCCAGGACCUUUCCUGUGCGGGAGGCGAUGACUCUCUCUCCUCGGUUACCAUGGAGCUCAGUAAAGAAACACUCGACACCAUGUUGGAUGGAUUAGGUCGCAUCCGAGACCAACUGUCUACAGUGGCUGGAAAAUAGACAUUUUCCGACAUCAGGAUGGUGCGUUCAACAAGAGGCCUUUUUUUCUGGACAACAAUGAACUACUUGUAUAGCUCUUACAACGUUCACUCAUAAACAAUCAUGUGUGGGCGUGGGCAUGUGCAUGUACGCUCACAGAUCCCUACCAUUUUUACUUAAAAACACAGGAGAGUUUGCAACUGUCUACAAUGCAGACAUCACAUUCCUCAUUAGUUUAGACAUGUAUAUGUUUUUGUACCAGAUCGUUGUGAAUUAUUAAAAUACAAAUAUUA